Momordica charantia (bitter melon) is the source of this 1809-nucleotide messenger RNA. It is a transcript of the gene DCP1, whose product is annotated as decapping 1. NCBI's taxonomy places the organism in Eukaryota, Viridiplantae, Streptophyta, Magnoliopsida, Cucurbitales, Cucurbitaceae. Gene Ontology annotation, biological process: deadenylation-dependent decapping of nuclear-transcribed mRNA; deadenylation-independent decapping of nuclear-transcribed mRNA; positive regulation of catalytic activity. Gene Ontology annotation, cellular component: P-body. The record is from RefSeq and is a predicted model, not a curated record. Gene Ontology annotation, molecular function: mRNA binding; enzyme activator activity.
GUAAAGUCCAAAACUUUUUAAUUAGAACAUCGAGAGGAUUGAGCGAAGAAAAGGAAGAAUUUUUUUGCAGAGAACGGCAACUGAGAGUUCAAUUCACGAUCUAUAAUCAGCCGCCGAGUUUCCAGUUUCCGCCUCCACCAGAAUAGCGUCUCGUUUCGUUGCUCGCAAGCUGGUGUUGGUCCCUCUUCAACCGCCGUCAGUUUCCCGGGAAAAAAAAACAACGAAAGAGGAGAGUUCUCUGAGCCAAGAAAUCCGAGGGUUUAAGAUAGCCAAGUGUUCUGUCAAUCGAAGAUGACUCAGUCCGGAAAAUUGAUGCCGAAUCUCGAUCAGCAGAGCACGAAAAUGCUUAAUCUUACUGUGUUGCAGAGAAUAGAUCCUUUCAUCGAAGAAAUUUUAAUCACCGCCGCCCAUGUGACGUUCUACGAGUUCAAUAUCGAAACCAAUCAAUGGAGUCGGAAGGACGUCGAAGGAUCUCUUUUCGUAGUGAAGAGAAAUGCUCAACCUCGGUUCCAAUUCAUUGUGAUGAAUCGACGCAACACAGAUAAUCUAGUGGAGAAUCUACUUGGGGAUUUUGAGUAUGAAGUUCAAGCUCCUUAUCUAUUGUACCGAAAUGCUGCGCAAGAAGUUAAUGGCAUUUGGUUUUACAAUCCACGUGAAUGCGAGGAUGUUGCAAACCUCUUUAGUAGAAUACUUAAUGCAUUCUCGAAGGUUCCUUUAAAGUCUAAAGUUUCUUCAAGCAAGGGUGAUUUUGAGGAGCUGGAGGCAGUGCCAACCAUGUCAAUUAUUGAAGGUCCACUAGAGCCCUCUGCACCGCCCUCUACUGUCACGGAUGCCCCUGAAGAUCCAUCCUUCGUGAAUUUUUUUAGUGCGGCUAUGAAUAUUGGAAACAAUGCUCCAAAUAUACCAGAUUCAAGACAGCCAUAUCAUGCUUCUGCUAUAAACCCACCUCCAUCUUUGCUUCCGCCUAAUAUCGUAUCAACUCCUGCACUGAAUCCACAGCCAUCUUUUCCUAUUGCAGCCUCAUCUACACUAACCUCUCCUUAUGGACCAUCUGACCCAAACAUUAACGCUAAUCAGGUCACUAAUCUUGUGAAGCCCUCUUCAUUCUUUCCUCCUCCAUCUUUCUCAUCUGCACCAAUGAGACCCCCUAUGUCCUCAUCCAUGCCAAUGCCUACACUUCAUCCUCCACUUAAUUUACAAAGUCCAUAUGGGACCCCAAUGCUCCAGCCAUUUCCGCCACCUAAUCCACCGCCGUCACUCACACCUGGUUCUGCUCCUGCUCUCAAUGACGGGCCUCUUAUUAGCAGGGACAAAGUUCGUGAUGCACUUCUGAUGCUUGUUCAGGACGAUCAAUUUAUUGAUAAGUUUUACCAAGCACUGGUGAAGAUGCACCAUUCUUGAGUAUCUUCAAAGGCUCGAGAGGGACUGCGAUGCCGCCUAUCAUCUGCAGGUUUCACGGGCUUGAAUGUGUGUGAAUUAGAUGUGUACAUAGCUCACUUUGAAUUAUGUCUAAAAUUAGUGGCUCCAGUGUAGUGUAUUCAGUGUAAAAUUUGAUGGAGUUUCGGUGUUGGUCAAGUUCUUUUUGAUUUGAGAUGUUGCUGACAAAAACACAUGGCAUGGUGCUGCUCUCUUUCAGUUUGGUACUUUUAUGAUGCCACUCCUUUUCUAUUUGGUUCAGGCUUUAGGAACUUCUGCUUCCUCCUCCCAAAUUUUGUUGUUUUGAGGAUUUCACUUUCUGGUGAAUGUCAUUUCGUCGCAUCAAAACAAUUAUCAUAAGAUGAGUUCUCUUUGUUUUGGGAACUUCUCAUA